Messenger RNA from Spirometra erinaceieuropaei, 14819 nucleotides. The record is from the annotation of a GenBank genome assembly. Lineage: Eukaryota; Metazoa; Platyhelminthes; Cestoda; Diphyllobothriidea; Diphyllobothriidae.
AUGCGUUAUGUGACUCCAGAAGAACCCGUAAGUGUGGCGUCUAUGCCCUAAUCUGAAUAGCACACUCACAAGUAACACGGACUGCAAAACAUCCAUUAUAUAUCACGUACUAUUUACCGAUUUCCAAACGUAUUGAUAUAGUAUAUGUAGGUAUUAUAAUUACGAUGCAUAUUUCAUAUACUAUGUACUUAAUUAUAAUAAUUUUAUAAUUAUGCAACAUACAUAACAUAAUAAUUAUACACAUAUGCAUUAAAUUAAAAUAAGUAAGAUUCUUUGGGAAGUAAAUAACCUCUAAUGCGUAAAUCUUCGAGCUUAGUUACCCAGCUCGUCGUCAGACUUUCGGGCUAUGUACAAAAACAGUAAACUAUUUAGCCUUGUCGAACAAGUGAUUCUAUGGGUGGCCGAAACCUGCGCCAAUUCGCAUCAAGGGUUUAUCGUCAUCCCCUCGGCAUUGCCUGCGCUCGCUUCCAUUUUUCCUUGGGAAAUUUUUAUGUGGCAAAUAAAUCGAUAUGCUGAUUGAUGCAUGCGUCAUCGGAGUGCAUUGCAUCCAGGAAUUCGCGGCCUUUCCUUAUUUGGCAGGCGCCAACAGUGCGAGUAUUCUGUCAUGGGACUUUGUGCCCAGUGUCCACUGUGUGCAUAGCCACAUCGGAUAGAUGAUCUCGUUAUUGCUUUCGAUGAGCUCAGACACAUCUUCGCGUAUGGUAGCCACCGCCAGGGGAAUGGUUUCAAUGUCUGAGCGGCUGCAGUUUUCGAAAUACCUUUCCUUUUAACUUCAUGCUCCAUGCAGUAGCGUGCAAAGUCGCGCGGGUACCUAUCGUGGGAAAAUAAUUUGAAGAGGUAUUUCAUUGCUUUUUGACAACGUUCUUCAUCAGCGCUGCGUGUUUUAGCUCGGUUUAGCAGGCUGAUGACAGUAAUUCUCUUGUAAGAGACGGGGUAGUUACUCUCAAAAUAGGGGUUGACCUUUGAGUAUGAUUCUUUGUGAUAAACGGAAGUGUGAAUGAAUCCAUCAGUUUUUCAUCAUAGGAGUACAUCCAGAAAUGAGAGUUGUCUAUCGACCUUUGUUUCGAAAGUGAACUUGAUUCCUGGAAAUAUAGAGUUAAGAAUCGUGUAUAACGGGAUCUAACUGGCUUUUUUGACAAUGAUAAAAUGUAUCAUUACCAUAGUGCUGCAUUGGCGGAGGCUUCGACUAACCAUAGAAUCACUUUUCUGACAAGGUUAAAUAUUUAACUGUUCUUGUACAUAACCCCGAACUCUGACAACGAGCUGGGAAACAAGUCUCAAAAAUUUACGCAUUAGAGGUUAAUUUCUUCCCAAAGAAUCUCACUUAUUUUUAGUUAUAUUUCUUCGAAUGCCCGUUUUCCAGUGCAUAUAUAUUAAUAUAGUAUAAUACAAGUAGGUAAUUGCAGAAAUAAGAAGCGGUCGUCGGAACAGGUUUAGUGGAAUGUUUUUUGGAGAGCUUGAUCGGCUUGCCAAUGUCAGGGCGUGAAAUGCUGUCAAUAGUACGAAAAUAAAAGUUGCAUGUCGUGCUGGUUAACCUCGCGCUAACCGACGUCUCCCUUCUUUCGCUGUCUAGACAUUUAAUGGGAUGAUUUGCAGGCUUGUCGUUUUUGUGUUCAACUGUAAAUGCGUCAGAGAGAUCCGCGCUUUCUCCCAGCAGUCUGAAGCAACUGUUUCAGUUUUUAAGUUCAAGUCGUCUGUACUAAUCCAUAUGGUAAAAAACUAAUGUACACAUAUAUAUGUGUUGCUUGAUAGGUGUGAUGGGUUCACCAAUAUUACCAGUUCAUGGAAAAACUUAGUGAAUAAAGUUAUGCUAUUAUUAAUGUUCCGUGAUGGUUUGGAAGUGGAAAUGACACUGAAAAACCAUUGUCCUUAUAGACGUGUCUACAAUGUGUGUCACGUUUAUUAAAAUGCGUAGAAAUAUCUCGUCACUAUCUGAUUAGAAAUUAAAGAGCAAAUAUUAAAGACCAUCAAAGGUGGCAUUUCUGUGUAGGGUUAAGACGUUAAAGAUAUCGUCUACAAUCAGAAUGAACAAGCAGGCAUUUGCUAAACGUUCGCGGUUUCUGGAAUUAAUGGCUUCAUUCUGCUUGAUUUCAUACACAGCGAAUAUUUGCUUUAGGGAAACGGGUCAAAAUUCGGCGACACAAUCAUUUCUGUUAAAUUGCUUUAUCCAAUUCUAGUAUAUAGAGCUUGACGAACAACGUUUGGAUAUUAAAAGUGGAAGGUGCUAUAUACGCGAUGAAGAAGUCGGCAAGGAUUGUUCAAUAACAAGUGGUAUACCCUAUUUAUAUUCCAUUAAUACUUACUUGUAAAUGUCAAAGUUUGUAUAUGAAGUAUUCUGGGCAUAUGCAUUUGAAGUUUUUGUGAAUAGCCCUUAAGAUACACAACAGCUUCUCUUGAUUUCUCAUCUACACAAAACAGUUUUUUGAGGUUUGGAAAAUUACACAUUCGUUGCCCAAAUUAUCAUGGUCAAACUUACUGAAAGAUGCUCGCAAAUGCUCAGUUAAGUCGACUUAAAAACUGUUUUACUUACAUGAAGCUUUUAUAAAAUAUCGUUUAAAUAUGUGAUACUGCCUUUGAAUUUCAUUGGUUUCAUUAUUUGUAGUCAGUUGCUAUCGGUUUAACACUUUUGUAAGUAUAAACUGAUGUUUUUACAAUUACUCAACUCUACUUGACUUUCAGUGCCUGAAGGUUUCCUGACGAAAAUCCAACUUUUCUUCGUGGCCAAACACAAGCACUUAAAAGUACUCGGCGAUAUUACGCACACCACAUUUUUUGCACCAAUGUGCAGAUUUGGACCAACGUUGGCAGGUAGAAAUAAACUUUUGUGUCACCGAUCUUGACGUCCUCUAACCCAAAUAAUGUCAGAUUAAGGUAUCCUUUAUCAAAACUGAAGUUUCGGCAAAACGCUCAGCCAUAGCAGUUUAGUCAUUGAAAUGAAAAUCACCAUUAUCCAGAGACGUCAAUGAAGUUUUUUGUUCCAGGUGAUGCCAUUCUCGAACCCUCGCUACCAUUCUCUCGUUUUUUGAAGGGGUUCAACGAGGUUAAUAUAACCUUUGCAAAGACCUCUGGCGCGCACGGUGCUGUGGUAUGUCAAUUCAUUUUAGUCUGACAAACUGUAGACUCGAAAUUGCAACUAAUGAGGAGUGCUUUUUAAAAUGCAUAAGUUUUGAUAGUGUGGCAUGCCAUGUUUCAGAAGCGUAGGAUGGGCAUCAAAAAUGACAAUCAAAUGUCCAUCAAAUAUUGAAUCUUAUCUACCUGUAUGAUUAAACAACGCAUCGUUACCGGUUAUGUUGAAUGAACCUUUUAGAAUUGACUUGAAAAGGGUCUCAUGCCGAUGGUUUGAGUGAUACGGAAAUGACUCGUUCCUUCCACUCCUGUUGGGUUACCCUUAACCAAAUGGCCUACCAGUCUACACAAAAAACUAAUACUAUUAGCAAUACUCAGUGUCACGUUAAUUUACGGUACGGAUUCUAGGGACUAAAUCUAUCUCGAUGUAGGGCGGAGUUCUCCAGAAGCAUAAAACCUCCCAAAAUUCCAAAGUUCUCUUCGGAAAAUGUCUCCAUCAGUUGACAUAUUCCGCUACACUUCAGCCGAAGUUUUGGUUUUAUAAAUGCAUCAUCGAGUUACUUCUCGAAUACUUAAAUUACGUAGUCAGUAGCAAGUUUCACUAAACGGCGGAAUUCGGUUCGUAGGCCUCGUCCAGUUUUUUAAAGAUACGUUCACAAACUGGAAAUUGUGGUAGUUUGUGGAAACUCUCAAUUUUUGUGAUAGUAGUUUCCCCAGGUACCUUGAGGCGAGCAUAAAACACUGAGUUGCGGGUAAGCGAAGGGUCGCUGUAAUCUACACAAUUAAAUAAACAGGGCUAAAAUGCGCUCAAUCAAAAUAAAGUGAUUGAACACAGUAUAUCGGAAUUUACUUAAUAAGCAUGUCAAUCUGAAACUGCAGAUGACCUUAUGACUGUUACAUUUAAGACACAAUUAUGGGACGCCGAAAGGCGCCUCUGCUCCUGGAAAGGAGCACUCAGAACUGAAGGUGAUCCAACUUUCUGCCGUAAGUUAGCGUGUCUUGACGGGUUCUUCCAUCUUGGACAAAUCAUUUUUGGAUGAAUAAGUAUUCAUUUCUCUUUGUGCAGUAAGUAUCAGUUAAAAUAUUGGAAGAAUGUGCACAAAUAUAUAUGUAAAAUGACAAAAUCCAUUUAAAAUUGCGAGUUCGAAAUUGAAUCCAACACAAAUAUCGUUUUUAUUUGGUUAGAAUUUUCAGUCGUUAUCGCAUAACCGACGCUCCGUAUCACCCUAGCACUUGAAUCAUUUCCUUCCCGUGAAACGUACCCACACUGACUAAUCGUUAGAAAGGUAAAAAAAUUCAGAAUUGCGUUACUUAUUAGAAGGAAUUAGUUAAGUAAGUUUAUAAUACUGAUUGCAUUUGGGCAUACCCCAAAAAUAUUUUGGUCAACUCAGGAUGUCUGCAUCUGAGUGUUUUUCUUCAUGAUCACCUGCAAAUACACAAUCGUAAAAGUGACGGUGUGAGUAGUACACACUUGCUUUUGAGUUUCAAUGUCCUUAUAAAUUCGAAUACCUGUUAAAUAAAGCCAGCCUAAACCAGGCCUUCUUGUACUUCUUUGCAACCAUUCGCUUCACCAUAACAUAUUCAAAGGAAAAUCUCUAUUGGAAUCGUCAAACAUUUUUUAUUUUCCGAAUAAGUUUAGCAGAUUCUGACGUUGCCUUUGUACUUAAUAUUUGCGGUCAACGAACUGUAUGCCUUUCAUGUAUAGAAAAUCAAACAUCCCCCUGUUAUUAAGGAGAGGUCGUAUGGAAAGCAUCAACAUUGGCAGUAAUGUGGGAUUUGUCAUAAACUUUCUAAAAAAACAUUUGUUACUGGACCGGCAAGAUGUUAACUGUGGAGAAAUUUCACAGUCUUAAAAAUUUGAAAAUUUCGAACCCUGUGAUAACAAAAUAUUCCCCAUUACAUGGGUUAAAUUUUAGGAGGACGAAAUUUAGUACCACAUGAACAUAAGGAAAUAGGCUUUCAAGAAAAUAUAUCAGAAUACAUAACGGUAUUGAAAAACAAGUGAAACAUUAGAUAAUACUUAUGUGGUCAUUUUUCAAUAAACAUGGUACUUACAUGCAGGCGGAAAGGCGCGCAUUCGGAAGGCAUCUUGCCGUGAUCGAAAUAUUAAGAUAAUCAAUGUUACGGCCAAUGCCUAAUUUAAAACACAUUUCAAAAAAUUUGGUUAACAGAUCAUAAAGUCGGCCAAUGAAUGCCUUGCAGGCAGUGACAGUCAGUAUCUUUGGACCAAAUGAGAGACGCCCUGAAAACACCAUUUGACGGUACACGUAUGCAUGAAAAGUAGUCAAGUUGCAAAUACUUGUGCAUGUCGUUUAAGUAUGCAGAGUGCAUAAAACUAAUGUUGAAAUAUGAAUGUGAAAAAGAUGUAGCAUUUACAAAAUCACCACAGAAAACACUUUCGCUGCAUUCGUACUGUGAAAAUUUCAUCCGUGUCAAGUUUACUAUACACAAAAGGAUCUGCUUAGAUCGUGUAAGUAGUAUAUUGACAUUAAUAGCAGUAAUUUAGUAGAUGGGGUCUGGGGAGCUCAGGAAGCCUUUUAACAGCUGCUUAUGCGGAUAUCUUUUAAGCACAUGCAUGGUAGGGAAAUUUACAACAUACGCAGGCAAAGAAAUCCAUUGGUUAAUGACUCUGCGAGAAAAAGUAGGAGCGUUGAAUGGUAUGUAUGGCACAGUUCCUUUUCAAGCUGGCAAUCGAGUCGUCUGGGAUUAGUCAUUGGCGACAUUUUAAAAAGAACUUCACAGUUGACAUCCAGAUCCACUUCUCAUGGCAGCUGAAAUGUUUCCAGACGUCCACCUCUGUCUUGUCUGUAGUGGAGGGGAUAGAGUUUCAAGGCCGUCAGGAGCUUCUUGUACGUAAAAUAUUGAGUUCAUAGACAGCCCUUGAAGCACGUCGCUGUACACCUUCAAGAAUAGCCAUAUCAAUGCGAAGCCACGGCAACCAAGCCAACACCGCAUGGUGCAGGUGAGGCCUCAUAAAUGCUCCAUUAACCUUGCCAAACAUAUCUGCAUUCAAGUUAUUCAGCGUUCUUCGAAUUGGGUUCAUGAUUGAUUGCCCGCGAUGCGACAUUGGAACACUGAAAAGUGACGCUUAAGCCGCCUUUAUUGAAUACGCUGAGGUCCUUUUGCAUAUCUACGGUCCCAAAUUGUUGAUUGUCCGGGGGGUUACGGUCGUGAGGGUGCAUUAAUUUUUCGUCUUGAUGAGGUUAUGUGCACUACCACACAUUUUUACGUUGAAUUUCACGAAACACUUCUCGCCCACUGCAUGCAAAUUCUAUACGUCCUCUUGAAGCAUCUGGGCGUCUUUUUCAUUGUUAUCUCCACAGUUAAAGAUGAUCUGCAAUGAUUGCUAUGGCCGAUUUCACUUCCCGCACAUACAUAACGAAUAGCAGCAACUCACGAAUUGAUGCUUGUGAGAGUCCACUUCUAACAGGCGUCCAUUCUGAGAAGUAGCAACUUGAAAUAACACUUCGGCUACGAUCGUUUAAGAAAUCUUGAAUCCAGUUUAGGAGAUUUCCUCUUCUCUCUAUAUCUUACAACCUUUUGAACAAGCGGCUUAUGUGGAACGCAAUCAAACGCCUUGUUAUAGUCAAAAUAUUGGCACCUGCUGGUUGUCCUGCAUCUAUGGCCUUUGAUGAAUGCUCGAGUGACGUAAGCAGGUUUGUGAGGAAGGACCUCUUUUCACAAAAGUCAUGGUGAACUGUGAUGGUGUGACAGCAGAGUGUAUCGAGCGAUGUAAUUGGUUCUUUAAUCAUCCUUUCCAUCAGCCUGCAGCAAAUGCAUGUCAGACUUACCGGCCGGUAUCUGGUGGGAUAUGGUCGUGAUCCCCUACAUAGACAGGUACGACGCUUGCCAACCUCCAUGUAUCAGGAGGUUUCCGAGCUUCAUGUGAGUUUCGGCAGCUUAUGCAGAGUGGUUCGGCUAAUUCGUCAGCUGAUUCAGAUUAUUUAACCAUUUCAAAGCUCUUUGCGAUGUAAAUAAUGCUCUGUUUAUGAGGGGUUUGUUGACGAGCUGUGACAGAGAACAGGACUGGAGGGGUGGUCCCAUGGUAUACGCACUUUAAAAAAAUGUUGAAAGAAUCUCGGCUUCCUAAAAGCCUCGCUCACAAUUUUUUUAUGUUUGUUUUUUAAUUGUGCAUUGUCCCCGAUGUAUGCAUAGACUUCUUUAGGGUUUUGCUGUGCCUCUGUUGCGAUCAACGACGUAUGAUCAACUGUAACCGCACACAAUAAUUUCGUUCCGUCUUAUGUCAGAAGUCAGGGGGCUGUGAGAACAGGGUUUAUUCUGCACACAGGGCAGGUUGCCGUGACUUGGCUGUUUGCCUGUGACUACUAAGCGUCCGUUCCCGGAGAGCGUCAGUCGCGGUGUGUUGUUUACGCGGGUGUGAAUGUCUGUGUCAGAAGGAGGGAUGUGACUGGCUAAGUGUUGGCCAUGGGAUUUGACGGAUUAUGGGAGGAAUAGGGGACCAAUACUCACAAGGGCUCACGGGCAUCAAGCCAGGGCGUCCAACGUGUGUGAGGUGAUGAAAGUUUAUGAGGAAGGCCGGAGUCACUGCAGCCGGACACGAGGUGCUCCACCUCUGAUCGGUGGGGAUGGCCGUGCACCAGCUGCCUGUCAACGGUUGUCGCGGCCAUCAACCAGCAAAACGGAGCUGGAGAAAGAGGGAUUGGAGCAGCCGCUACACCUUUUCCAAGAGCUUCAGCUUAUAAGAAGCAUGAACUUCAUGCAGGGGUCUUUUGCAUAAGUUCUGCUGUUGUUUAAAUGUUUGGGGUUUUUUUGGGUUUCCUGUUUGUAAGAUGAUUUCCCACUACUUGUGCCUUUUUGAAUGUUCUUCCUAGUCGCUGUUGUCAGCCCUAUCGGUUUGUUUCCGGUCUGAUGUUACUUGAGAGAGCAAUGUCGUUCGAUCAAGUCUCUCAUAGUUGACUCAAUGGCUCUCUAGCAUUUUUUGACAUCUCCCUGUAAUAAUUUCACCUACAUAGCGUGCAAUCUCCGAUUUUAUUGCCCCAAAUGUACCCCGCCAAACAUUUUUAAGGGCUUUAAGCUUUGUUCUGGGACAGUUACGAGCGUCGUUUUCCACAUUUAUAGCAUGUGAUCAUAAGAAACUGGGGGCAGACCCACAUAUAUUGUACCAACGCUUUCUUCUUUCUUGGUAAAUGGUUGGUCCAAGCAACUAGAUCCCUGAAAUUCACGCAUUCGAGUCUCUGUUUUGACAUUUUGAAACAGAAUUCAUCAAGUGUCACGUCUGACAGCAUUUGGUUAAAUCCUUGUCUAUGGCCCUUAACUGUCGUAAGAUUCCAGUUACACUGCGGAGCAUCGAAGUGUCCUACACUAAUAGUGUUUUGCUUUCGACUGUCUUCGCCACGUCGAGUGCUUAACACCUGAUCUUCAUCGAUAGGUUGAUUUUUAGGCCUAUAUACAACAGUGACGGUAACAAUUUCGGGUUUAGAAAUCAAAAAAUAACACUGUUGCCUCUCCAGGUCAUACGUUUUUUAACAUUCUUCAACAAGGUUCUAUUUGACUGCAUUUCUAGAAUGCAGGGCAACUCCGCCACCUCUCCGUUUGGUUCGGUCUCAUCUGAGCAUUUGGCUACCAUCUAACUGUAUGUGGGGGUCUUUUACGUCUGAAGUGACCCACGAUUCGGGUAGUGUGAUAAGAUCAGGAUGCAGUUCAACCGCGAUUGCUUUGAUUUCGUCGGGUUUGCUCAAGAGGCUUUGUAUAUUUCCGCAAAAUGAAUAUUAUAUAUAUUUUUGCAUUGAAGUUGUUGCCUGACUGUGUGGUUCCCGCCAAUAUGACGGAGUCCUCCUCUGUCAAAUAUUACUAUUCGUUUUUCUCCUUUUUCUCUCAAAGUCUUCAGCCUCGCCUUCGGCGCCUGCCUUUUCCUUUUCUCUUGUAUAUAUACCUCACCGAACGGGGACGCCCCCUAUCGUUCGCUCAAGUAGAAGGUCCCUCCGAAAUUAAAUUUCCAAAAGUAUCUUUAAAGGCAUUGAUUUCGUGCCUUGAGAGCUGGCCUUAUCUUUAGUCUGUAGUCGUAGAAGUUUAAAAUCGUUAUGAUCUCAUUUUCUUUUAUUUUGUUACUCACAUACGUUUACAAGGUCGUAAAAGCAACGUUUAUUGGCGGAAUGGUACUAUCGGCAAAUAUAAAAAAAUGACUGGAAUGACGAUUCCCGGCUUAUUAACAAUCGUCAUCCAGUCCGGCUAUUAUCUAAUAGGAAAAAUGAAUUGCCAGUAUAUGUAAAGGGGUAAGAUGUCGUUUUAUAGCCCCACGUGAUGGACAAAAUACUGUUGGGGUUUUGGUUAGGGGUUAGGAAUUAUCAUUACGGUUUACAGUUUAGGAUUAGGGGUUGUAAUUAGGGGCUUGGGUUAGUGUUAGGGCUUGGUGCAACUAUUUCUCAACAAUUAAAACACUCCGCGCAUCCUCAAUAGCCUUCCUUUUACAUACGACUACUUGAACGCGUAGCCUGUGGGUUCUCCAGCCCCACCUGAAAAAUCCCCUAUUACCACCGAUCCCGUAUUACAGGUGACAGGGAAUUUUUACUUCAGGUGAGGCUAAAUAACCACAUCCGACCCGUUGCACCCAAUAAGUGGGAUCCUUUUCUCGAAUAAUUAUUCGUCCUUACAGCCAGGAGACAUUAUUCAAUAGAGGCUGAAGCAGUCCUCAGGCGGUAUAGAACCUGCAACAAUUCCGCAUGUUGCAAGAUGGUAGCGACUUGGCAGGAAAUAGUUGAUCAUAUGACCAAAGUAAAUUAGGAAAUAAGUUCAGCACGCGCUGUUUGCAUUGUUUCUACUGAUUUCCAACCUCGACAUACUGUAAGUGACUGAUCUUGUGAAACGUUGGCCGAAGUUCUGGAAUGCGUUUUCGAUUUGGAAGGAUAACUAAGGUGAGUUUGUAAUAUUUCUUAUGCUGCGGUAUAUUCUUAUAAAAUUUUAGACUCGCCAAAGUGGCUGCUUUUGACUGCACUAUUUUUCGACCUCCUGCAGAAACCAACUCGGUAAAAAGUGACUUCUGAAGUAACAAACUUUUUUUCACAUUGACGCACGAUUGUCUUAGAAAUUCAAAUAUAUUUUACAGAAACCAUGCACAAGAGCGUGCUUUCUUUUACUCAUUCGGUCGAAAACCGCAUUAUCUUUACACUUUACAAGCGAAUAAAAUGUGUAUUUGGGUUUUGAAAAGGUGUCCCAAUUCUCGGAUAAUUUUGGGCCAGAUCAGCCGUUGCAUUAACGUAUAGCGAUUUCCUUCUACAGGGUGCAUAAUUUUUGCGUAGAAGACACUAUUUAGAGUUCAUAGAAUUAUGUAGUGGAUGCGGACUAUGUUGUUCAUUUCAUAUAUGUUUGGACAUUGCACGGACUUAAAAAUCUCACAAUUUGAAGCUUCUUUAAAACCAAAGAUAACAUUUGCUUGGGUAUAAAACGCGAGGACAAUGUGAUUUCCUGCCAAACGCGUAAAAGAAAGCAUGCUAUUUUGCAUGUUUUCUGUAAAAUAUGUGUUAAUUUAUAAGACAAUCGAACGUUUGUGUGAAAAACGCAUGCUACUUAAGUGGUCAUUUUUAUCGUGUGGCUUUUGGAAGUAGAAAAGCAGCGCAUUUAAGAGUCGCCAUCCUGCCGAGUCCGAAAUACUUUAGGAUGAUUCCAGAUGAUAAUCAGCGAUUCAAAAUGAAGUAAUGUAUUUGUAUCGUCAAUAAUCCUUAAGGUAUGGAUGAAUAACACUUAAGCCAUGUCAAAGACGAAGAACAUCAUUUUAAAAUCGUCGAUUUACUUCUGGUACUCUGGCCUGUCCCUCUAACACAGCGUUCAUUGUCUUGUUGGAUUUCCGAGGAAAUUAAUGUACGAGCAUGUAGUAAAUCCUCCGGAACAGACCUUUUCAAGCACGGUCCGAAAUGUGAAAUGAAUAUUUGAACUGAAAUCCAUCAGUUACUGGGGAAUAACCGCGUAAUACACGCAGCCAGUCCUAUAGAACUGUGUAUUUAUUUACCAUACUAACAACACAGGUAGAAGUUAAAAACUUCUUUAUGAGGAAAAUCUGCCCUUUCCUUGCGAAGUUACGUAGCCUAACGUGAAUAGUACCAAGUCACAGGCUUGCGUUCUAUCGACAGUGACAGGGCUUAUUUGAGAUAGCAUAAAAGUGUAAUUAAUAGAUUCCGUCUGACUGCAGAAACGAACACACCAAUAGGAAUACUAAUUCAAGUUCCUAUCUCUGUAGACUGCAUUUCUGAAUUAUGCUUUGUUUUUCGAACGUGUGAUUGAAUGUGACGUCCCCUGACAGGGAUUCCAUAGCUAACCUGUAAGAUAUGUGCUGAACAACAAUAACAUCGUGACACUAAAUUGUCAGCUAUGUUAACAUUAUCUUUGCUGUCUCAACUUCUGAGGGUGAUUUUCCGCCCCAUAUUUAAAAAUUAUCACAAAAUUUAUGUUCAUUCCUUAAACUGGCGUAAACAAUCUUGUAUAUUUAUCACAGCCAUAAUGGCCGCUUGAUAAUUCGCAUUGUUAAAUGGUAACGUUUUCAAUUUUCUUGAAGAAUUGACGCCCAGGAAUCAUAAUAAAGAACUUUGGUUCAGUGGAAUAUUUCGCAGAGGCAAGCGCAGCAACAAUUCGUACGAAUGGGGUGACAGUACAAGAACCUUUGUUUCUGUUUCCGUCGAUUGGACUCAAACAGGUAGGGUAUUUUCGUUCCUACAGCUUGUGGUUGUUUGCCUACAUUAUGAGGUAGUUGGGGUUAAAUGAUAUCGUUAGGAGAGAAUCUGCAUGUUAUGACUUAGAGAACAGAAAUGAUUGAGAACGAAGCACUUACAUGAAUUGCAUUAGUUGAUCCGCCAUUCGUAUUUUAACUUUCAACAUACUCCUUGGACAUGUUUUCGACAGCGUACCAUUAGUAAACUGUUUCUUUAGUUUUAUUAACCAUGCGCAUUUCAAACUAGACUUUUUAGUUUUUAUCUCUUUGGCAUAUUCACAAGCAUGACUAUCCGCAUAAAUUCACCUGCUCAUAACAAAUCUGCUGUUCCAUUUGUCUUGUGAACCGCUAUGCCUUUCGUGUUCCUCCCAGUUUUCAACCACAUAUAUUGACAGUCAGCGUUUUAAUGGUUGUCGGUUGAUAUCGAUUCUACAUAUGCAGCCCAUUUCAACUCAUUUAUCAAUUCAAGUGUCAUCUAUAAAUCAGAAUACACGAACAUACUAUGUUCACGGGGAUGAUUUCUUUUUAUUGGGUGUAUGAGAAAUUGAUAUUGUUGGGUCUUCUGCAUACGUGGUUUGAUCACCUCUGUGAGGCACAAAUUACAUUAAUAGAUCAUGGGGCACUUCACCUAUUCCUCCUCGAACACGAGAUAAUUUGUCGAAAUAGAAAAUAGUCUGGAUUGAAAAAUAACAAAGAGAUUUAUACCAUUUGGUCGGAAUGGCUUUUUUAGUUGUCUUUCUAUCCCAGUACUAUGGCACGUGUGGAGUAAAUUGUCAUAUACUGCAAAUUUUGCAUCGCGUUCAAAAAUACCGCUUCUGUCUUAAUUCAUAGGACACGCACCGGAGGACAAACUCUGCACCCGUUAGUUAACAAAUGUUUCCUGAUUGACGCGCUUUAUAUUUAGUCUAUACUGCUAGAAUCCCACCAUCAUUUUUACAAUGCACAUUUUUAUAAUUUUGGACAAUGCUGCUCAAAAAAAUCCAUAGAAUGCAAUUAGACGUGCAAUAUUGGUUGCCGGUCGAAAUGAAUUUUUUAAUUUGUUUAUGCAUUCCAAAUUGCCAUCUGUCAUCAUUUUUGCAAAACUGACAAUUCCAUUUGGGCAAAUUGAAUAACCAUAUGCAUAUGCGAUAGAGAUGUGCUCAAUAAUUGAAUAUUUGCCCCUUUAAAGAUGUGCACAGAAGGCCCUACUAUCAGCGUGUUUAUGCCCCUCAACUGAACUCCAAACCAUCUUCUGGUAAUUUAACCGAUUCCUUGUCUCAAUCUUUUAAAUACCGCCUCGUGCAUCUUUAUUUUUUACCGAACAUGUAAAAAAACGUUCGUAGGCUCAAAUUUCAUCAGUCGAAUUAAGAUUAAGCAAUUGUGUUUAGUUAAGAUGACACCAUGUAAAUAAGAUCUUACAUGGUAACUUGAUUUGCGAAAUUUGUUACAAGUUCACAAACGUUCAAAUGACCUAAGCUUUCCGGAAAGUAUCAGUUUGCCUUCUAUGCAUUUGUUGUCAGAGAAUUUUCAUGCUUGACCUCAAAGCGGUGUGUUGAAGAACUUGGGAAUUUUAGCGCAGAGGCAUUAUUAACUGUAAAUUUAUAUUACAGGUUUUCCCAUUGUAAACUAUUUGAUUUCCAAAAUCUUAGCCAUGCCAAACUGGGGUAAGUUAACUGCUGAAACACUUGAAUUUUGCAGGCAUUUUACUUAAAUAUUCUGAAAUAAAUAUCUUUCAACUCGCUGAUAGUUGUGGUUAAUUAACGUAAAUAGAAAGGUGGGAGUUUGCAAAUCAGGUCUGAUCAACUGAGACAGAUGAAUAAUUUUCAAAUUAUAUUGAUUUAGUAUUAAAUCUAAAGGCAAAUAAAUUAAGCAUGAACCCUAGAUAUCAGUCUAUGUUUGCGCAUCUUAAGGGACGUUAAGCAAACAAAAAUAUAUGAUUCAUAGAUAUUUUGGCGGAUUUUGAAUAAUUCAUAUUGACCCAACUAUAAAAAACUCGGCGCCUCGUUGGGAUUCAAACCCCUGCUCUAAGGGGAAGGCUGUAGUACAGCUAACGCUCUAACCACGUGAGCUACGAGGACCGCCUUGCGACGCGAGUUUUAUCACAUUUGGGUAAAGUUACCCUCCCAACCUAGUGCAACUUCUGAAAAUUACCAAAUCUGAUACAGCAAGCUGACUGCUCAGGCAGGAUUGUCUAAGUAAUCCACCUAGAAUCCACCAAAGGUCUAUCAGGCUCACGUAAUUCAUAGAUAUUUUGGCAGAUUACGAAUUACGUGAGCCUGGUAGUCAUGUGAUGGCUUCUAGGUGAAUUACUUAGGAAAUCCUGCCUGGGCAGUCAACUUACUGUAUCAGAUUUAGUAGAUUCUAGACGCUGAAGUAGUUUGGGCAGGUAGCUUUACCCAAAUGUGAUAAAACACGCAUCGUCCGGCGGUGCUCGUAGCUAAAGUGGUUAGAGCGUUAGCUGUGAUAAAGCCCUCCCCUUACUGCAUGGGUUUGAAUCCCACCGAGGCGCCUUGUUUUUUACAGUUGGGUCAAUAUGAAAAAAUAUAUGAGUCAGAACAUAAGUGUGUAAAUGACAAAUUAAACAAAAUUUAUGUUCAGUAGUGCUUUAAGGUGUUCUUUUCUGAUUACUGAUCUCAGACCCUUUCAGAAAACCUUGCUUUUGCAAAGGCGUUCAAAUUGCAAUGAUAACAAUCGUAAACAAUUUUGACACGAACAAGCUUCGCAUACUUUAAUAGGCAAAAAUGACACAACACGGAUUUCUGUAAUUUAUUCACCUUAGGUCUUUAUAUGAAGAUUCUGAAGCUUCUUGCAACCUGCACCAGUUUUUCAUUUUCACAGUCGAAUAAAUAGGAAUAGCGAUAAGUUGUGUUCUGCGAUAAGCAAUCUUUCAAAUAAACUAGACAAUUUUACAAAUCAAAAGUGAAUCGGUUCACAUUUGUUUAUGAAGACCCGACGCGUUUUCCGCGUGUUUUGCUACUCUUUUGAGGCUUUGAAUAUGGCCUUUUUGCUUUCCACGUUGCCGCCUUUGCCCUAUUCAAAUUUAUUCCUGGAAAUCAUCGCUUCCUCUUUUCUGGCAGGUCUCACGUCCCUCUUCGUGUUAACUCUGCUCCGGUAG